GCUUCAGGAUUAUUUUAUUUUUCAUAAUUUUUAUUCAAUGAAAUGCAAUUAUGUUAAUCGAUCGUCGGUAUUCUUUCAAGAUGAUACCCAGAUGAGUGUAUGUAAUGUUCAGUAAAAGUGCAUUUUUAUUUGUAAGGACAAGGAAAACAGGUGUGACAAGGAACGGAAAUACCGCAUAGACUGUAAAAAACAGAUUUGUUUUAUUAUUGUUCACAAAGGGUCGGAAGAUAUACCAUGAAUGUUUGAGGAAUGAGGAAGUGGUCGGAUUUAUUUUCAUUGAAUGUUUUUAAUUAAAAUGUAGUUAUAAAAUCUGACCCACUUACGUACCUAGGUGGGUUGACCUAUCGAGACGAAUGCGGACUUUUCCCGAUGUUAUUUUUAGGAUACAGCUUUGCGGAUAAUUAAAUAUUUAUAAGCCAAAUUCGCAAUGCACAAUUGCUGAAAAUCAACGAGUGGAUCAUGUGCACUUAAACAAACCAAUCAUUCCCCAAUAACUACAGACUUGUGAAUCUAGAGAGUACUACUUCCUAAAAGGGAUCAAUUUACCCAUAGAUUACCAAUACAUAGGUCGUUUAUAUAAUGAAUUUAUCAUUAAAUUCAUUUGAUAAUCUAAUGUUGCCAUAUUGAAAAUAUGGAUUUCCAAAUUUAAAUGGAUUCCAAAUGAAUUUCGAAAAUAGAAUUUGCAUUAUGGUGACUUAAUUAGAUAGGCUUACAAUACAUAAAAAGUAAAGUAGAGUUUAGAUUGUGGGCCUUAGGCCCUAAGGCCGGGUUCACACGGCAGUGAUGAAGAAGCAAAAUGUACGCACUCUAUCGUUGAUUGUGUGCACAUUCACUUAUCUACUAGUUGGUGCCGCUGUGUUUGAUGCCCUCGAGUCUACUACGGAGAGGAAUCGCUUCGAAGUGUUACAAGCCAUAGAAGGCAUGAUAAUACGCAAGUACAAUAUAUCAGACGAGGACUUUAGAGUGAUGGAGACAGUUGUGUUGAAGUCGGAGCCUCACAAAGCUGGUCAGCAGUGGAAGUUCACUGGAGCAUUCUACUAUGCUACCACGGUUUUGACUACUAUUGGCUACGGUCACUCCACACCAGCCACGAUCGGCGGGAAGCUGUUCACGAUGUUCUACGCGAUAGUUGGCAUACCGCUCGGGCUGAUCAUGUUCCAGAGUAUCGGUGAACGGGUGAAUAGGCUUAGCAGCGUCAUAAUAAAAUCAAUCAAACGCGCAAUGAACUGUCGUCAAACACACGCGUCAGAAGUGGAUCUCAUAUGUGUUGUGACCACACUAUCGUCACUGACCAUCGCUGGGGGGGCGGCUGCGUUCAGCAAGUUUGAGGGAUGGAGCUAUUUUGAUAGUGUUUACUACUGUUUCAUCACUUUGACUACUAUUGGUUUCGGCGAUAUGGUGGCCCUGCAAAAGGACAACGCUCUAAACAAGAAGCCCUCAUACGUGAUGUUCGCGCUGAUUUUCAUCCUUUUCGGCUUAGCAAUUGUAGCCGCGUGUCUCAAUUUGUUGGUGUUGAGAUUUGUGACCAUGAACACGGAGGACGAGAAACGGGAUCAACAGCAGGCUGAACAGGCACAACAAGUGGCAGUGCGGUUAGAGGGUGACGUCAUCACAGCGGACGGUGACGUGUUGAGGGGCGUGGCUAGAGGCACAAGAUUGCCGGCUACACCAAGAAUGAUAAGACCCGGCGACACAAUGGUGCCGUUAUAUUCAGAAGAAGACGCGCCAAGCGUGUGCAGUUGUGCGUGCAAUUGUUUUGGACCGAAAUCGAUACCAUACCGCGAUCCGCUGUCCCCGAUACCACCGACGAAUAUAAAGCACAUCAAACCGAAAAACCUCUGCAACAUACCCAGAUACAUAGAGAAGAACUCAAACAGAGACAAUUCCACAUCGCUAAGACUAAACUCCGCCUCUGGUUACCUCUAUAUGAACGCCAGAAACGACUUCACAAUAGAUCAUGAGGAUUUCAACGAACUAGUAGCUAGGAGACGUGAACAAUUGCGCAGAGGAAUGAAGGCGUAUUCGCAUUAUAGCCCACAAAGUUCGUACGCAAAUCUACACGAAAGAAGCAACGAUCCUCUAGUAGACGAUUAUUACUCAGAAAAAAACAGUUACGAAAAGAAAAAGAUCAAAAAGAACAUAGAUAGAAAUACUAAACCUGUCAACUAUUUCUACGAUGAUGCGGUUUUGCACUUUGACGAUGAAUACGCGUUCGAUGGAUCUAUAAUAUUCGCGAAGAGAAGAAAAUCGAUAGACAAGGAUCUAUUGUCGGAUCUAGCGCGGUUCAAUAUAGAUCAAAUGUCGAAUGACAGCUACGGUUAUUAUUUGGAUGAAAGUGAGCAAGAUCAAUACUUUAUAAAUGACACAUUGACGUUGAGUAUGCCGGCGCAUAGAGCUAGUGUAUAAAAAGUUUGGUGGUGGUUCAAUUCGAAAUAUAUUACUUAACUAGAUAUCCGCCCGCGGCUUCGCCCGCGUUUGUAAAGGAAAAACCGCAUAGUUCCCGUUCCCGUGGGAUUUCCGGGAU
Colias croceus (clouded yellow) is the source of this 2524-nucleotide messenger RNA. RefSeq names its product two pore potassium channel protein sup-9-like. Gene Ontology annotation, biological process: potassium ion transmembrane transport; stabilization of membrane potential. The coding region runs from base 784 to 2406 and encodes 540 amino acids. The transcript is spliced from 9 exons. Lineage: Eukaryota; Metazoa; Arthropoda; Insecta; Lepidoptera; Pieridae. The record is from RefSeq and is a predicted model, not a curated record. Gene Ontology annotation, molecular function: potassium ion leak channel activity. Gene Ontology annotation, cellular component: membrane.